AUGAGACUAAGAAAUUUAUUAGGUCUUGCCGCUCUGGCUGUACCAAUUGGUGCUCAGUUGGCUCCCAAAGACGUUCUGCCCCACGCCUUCAUCCUUACGGAUAUCUCUAACGAACCAGACGACGCCGAGAGUCUCGUGAGAGCUCUUCUCUACUCUAAUGAGAUUGAUAUCCGAGGAAUUGUUGCAACAACAUCCUAUUGGCUGAACAGUACCAUUCACGAUGAAGAUAUUUAUCCCAUACUCGAUGCGUAUGAGAAAGUUCACCCCAAGCUAUUGCUUCACUCUCCGAACUUCCCUAGUGCGGAGUACUUUCGCAGCAUUGUCAGCACUGGAUACCCGGUUUAUGGCCUUGCUUCUCUGGAAUACCCUGAAAUCAGCAAGGGUGCUGCCAAUUUGAUCAAGCAGGUAGAUAGUCUGCCUGCCAACGAAACCAUGUGGGUUCUGGUCUGGGGAGGUGCUGCCGUUCUGGCAGAGAGUUUGACCGAAGUUUCAAAGACCAGAUCCAAGAAGGACGAGGCAACUUUCCUUGAUAAGAUCAAGGUUUACUCCAUCUCUGAUCAGGAUGAUGCUGGUGCUUGGAUCAGGUACACUUACCCUCAUUUGUUCUACAUUGCCUCCGUACACGGUUUCAACCAGUACGCCCUCUCUUCUUGGGUAGGUAUUUCCGGUGAAUUCUACAACAAGUUUGACAAAGGAGGACCUGAUCGUUCUCUUGUGUCGAAGGAGUGGCUUCAAAGAAACAUUCAGGUCGGACCUUUGGGAAAAGCCUAUCCAGAGUACAUGUUCAAUAUGGAAGGAGACACUCCCUCGUUACUUCACAUCAUUCCCAACGGAUUGAACGAUCCCGACGCACCUAGACAUGGCGGCUGGGGUGGCCGUUAUGACUUGGUUGAUAUUUCUGGAAGGUUCAAUCUUUAUGGCGGUGUAACUGAUCAUGUGGUGGGUCAGGAUGGUGAGUUGUUCUGUAGUGAUAAGGCCACCAUCUGGAGAUGGAGAGACGCUUACCAAAAUGAUUUUGCUGCCAGAAUGCAAUGGACAAUAAAGCCUUUUGAAAAGGCAAACCAUGCCCCUGUGGCAGUGGUCAACGGAACUGAUUCCGUGAAGCCUCUGGAGUUGUUUGUGGCUGCCGGUUCGCGUGUGUAUCUUGAUGCCUCCGAGUCGUAUGAUAUUGAUGGAGACUCUAAAUUGGACUUCAAUUGGUUUCACUAUAGGGAUGUUACCUUGACCCAAUCGAACAUUAUGGAGGUUGCUGAGAUCGAGAUUGAUAAGUCUGGAAGCAAGGCCAGUUUUGACGUUCCAGAUUUCCAAACUGCAUGCUUCAACCCCUUUGGAAUUUUCCUUGGAGAGGAUCACUGCAAAUCUUAUCACAUUAUUUUGGAAGUCACGGAUUCUGGCUCGCCUCCUUUGAAGGGGUAUAAGAGGAUUAUUCUUCGCACUCAUCCAGAUCAAAAAGAGAAGUCUGAAGAUUCCGAAAACAGCCAUGAUGAGUUGUAA
Molecule: messenger RNA, 1494 nt
Organism: Kuraishia capsulata CBS 1993
Lineage: Eukaryota; Fungi; Ascomycota; Pichiomycetes; Pichiales; Pichiaceae
Exons: 1
Coding region: 1-1494 (497 amino acids)
Molecular function (GO): hydrolase activity, hydrolyzing N-glycosyl compounds
Source: RefSeq, a predicted model, not a curated record